This is a messenger RNA of Brettanomyces bruxellensis, 1965 nucleotides long. RefSeq lists its product as uncharacterized. The coding region runs from base 1 to 1965 and encodes 654 amino acids. NCBI's taxonomy places the organism in Eukaryota, Fungi, Ascomycota, Pichiomycetes, Pichiales, Pichiaceae. The transcript has a single exon. Gene Ontology annotation, biological process: positive regulation of transcription by RNA polymerase II; DNA-templated transcription. Gene Ontology annotation, molecular function: sequence-specific DNA binding; DNA-binding transcription factor activity, RNA polymerase II-specific; zinc ion binding. The record is from RefSeq and is a predicted model, not a curated record.
AUGAAGGAGCCAAGAAGAAGCCAUAAGGUCUUUGUGGCAUGCGAUAGGUGUAAAAAGAAAAAGAGAAAGUGUGAUGGAAAGCAUCCUUGUGGGAGAUGCCGUUCUGCCAAUACACUAUGCCUUUAUGAUGAAAAUCGUUUAGCACAAUAUCAGGAAAGUAAUAUUGAUCCUGCCGUUUUGAAAACUAUUUUGGAUCUUAAAUAUCAAAAUGAAAGGAUCUCAUCCACAUUGUCAGAGACUAGACGGUUAUUAGAGCUAAAGGAACGCGAAAUUACGAGGAUUAGGACAUUGUGUAAACAACAACAACAACAAAUACGUCUGCUAAACUCUUUGCAGAAACAGCAAGGAAAACUUUUCACCAACCCUCAGACACUACGAAAUGAGUCGAAUGAUACACAAAUGUCUGCUCGAACAAUAUUUGCGACAGCAAUAACGAAGAUGCUUUAUCAUGGGAAGAAUAGCGAUUCGGAAUAUGUUGGGUCUUUUGCAAUUGUGUCUAUUUCAAAAUCCAUAAGAAAUCUCUUGGGUGCGCGUGAAGAAACAUGCAACACACCCCUUUUUCUUGAUGUUGAAGGUCAAUACUUGGGUGCUGCUCCCAAGGAUGUUGAGCUGAGCUUUCUGGAAAACUUCAUUUCAGUUUCACAUAACAGAUACUUCAUAUUGGAGAAGGGGAAGCUUAAGGAUACGUUCAACCUACCCGUAUCAGAAAGAUCGCACUGGCAGCACUUUUAUCUAAACAUGGCGUUAGGAAUAGGCUGUAGAUUGGUACCUGUUCAUCGUGUUUCUACGUACCAGGCACCGGAGUACUAUUUCAGAGAUGCUAUGAAGCAUUUAGCAAACUCGGAACUGGAUUCUUUGAAGGAAAUUCAAGCAUGUGCUCUUAUUGCCAUAUUUGUCGGUAAGUGCCCCAAGUCAUAUUUUUAUCUUAGUUCAUGGGAACUUGCUGGAAUAGCAAUGAGAAAGUUAAUUCAAUACGGAUAUCACCGUAGAAGGUACGUAACAGAGAAGAAUGCGUUAAGAUAUGAAUUUAUUAAAAGACUCUUUUGGUCUGUUUACAAUUAUGAGAAAGUGCUUUCAUUGUCAUUGGGUAGACCAAGUUCGAUAAAUGAAGAAUUUAUCGACAUUCCAUUGCCCGUCAGCAUAGAGAUUUCCGAUCAUCCUGAUGAGGAAGAGAUUGCACUUCUAUAUAAAAUUCAAAAAAUGCAGCAGGAAGGGGUCAAAUUUGAUCAGCCAAUAACGCAGAUAACAUCCUUUAUAGAAACGAGUGCCAUCAGACAAAUUGAAAGUCGGACUAAUUUACUGUUUUAUUCGGUAAAUUCGUUUAUUCCAAGUGCCGACUCUUUUGACUUAAUAAUGCAAUCAAUAGAAAAUUGGCACACAAAAUUACCGCAAAGGACAGAAUUCGAGAGAACAAUGAAAGGGCUUGAAAGCUACGAUUACCUCGAAUUGUUGUACCAUCGUGCAAAACUUUUAGUACUCCUUCCGAAAAUCAUGUUUUGUGAUUCUAAGGAAAGAGUGUCCUUAUUACGUUUAGCGUGCAUAUCGGCUAACGGAAUAUGCAAUAGCUAUAUGGGGAUGUAUCGAGACUCAGUUCUGGUUUUCAGUGUGUUUGCUCUUCAUACUGCCUUUUUAGCAGGAAUCACGAUGGUUUAUUACGUUAGGUUAAACGGAUAUCCAAAAUUUUUAGAGUUAGGCUCUUCUAUGAAGUCUUGUUCAGAUUUGCUGGAAAUUUUUGCAAAACGUGGACCAGAGUGUAAAGUGUAUCGGAACAUUUUUGAUACUUUGUGGGGCCUUGUGGGAUCAAAUUUCCAAAAUAAGAAGUCGCUUGAGUCAACUGCAGAGAAAAGGGAUUCUGAAAAUACAUUUUCUCCAGGAAAAUAUAAAGGAUCAGGUGAUACCGUUAUUUCUGAUUGGGAAUUUAAUGAAGACUUCUGGAAACAGGUUAUGCUUGAUAUAAACAAAUAA